Sinocyclocheilus rhinocerous is the source of this 1371-nucleotide messenger RNA. Its product is annotated as mitochondrial ribonuclease P protein 1-like. The record is from RefSeq and is a predicted model, not a curated record. Gene Ontology annotation, cellular component: nucleus; nucleoplasm; mitochondrion. Gene Ontology annotation, molecular function: tRNA binding. The transcript is spliced from 4 exons. The coding region runs from base 120 to 1301 and encodes 393 amino acids. Lineage: Eukaryota; Metazoa; Chordata; Actinopteri; Cypriniformes; Cyprinidae. Gene Ontology annotation, biological process: positive regulation of mitochondrial translation; mitochondrial tRNA 5'-end processing.
UUGCACACCGACAUCCACAUGACAGCAGGCAGCGUGUGUCCUUCUGAGGGAACAUCAGUGACUUCUGAGGGAACAAGCAGAGAUACAGCUGACAUGGUGUUCCUGUGCCGCAGCAGGUGAUGAUGUUCCUGCGCUCGUGUUCAGUGGCACUGAGAUGCUUCAGAAGUCCCCGCGUCUCCAUCAGAGUCUUCAGCUCCAGCCGCAGCGCCGGGAAAGAAAGCGCUCUGGAUCUGGACUCCUGGAAGACGGUGAUGAGGUCUCAAGCGCUGCGGGAGGAGAGCGAGAGCAAGAGUCCGAGUCGCUCAGCGCUGGAGGAUAACCGCGAGCUGGUGGAGAUGUGGCAUCAGGCGGGAAAGUUCGUUCCCAGGAACAUCACAGACGAGCAGCUGCAGGAUCUCGCUCGGCUCGCAACCAGAUCCGCCAAGAAGAAAUACCUGAAGUUCCUGGCCAUUAAAGAGUCACACAAGAUCUCCAAGAAGGAGGAGCAGGAGAGGAAGAAAUCCCAAACUGAGACUUUUAAAGAGAGCGUGAAGGAAGAAGACCGCGAGCUGAAGAACACCUUCCUCCUGCGGUUCUGGAGCAGCUCCGCGGAUCGAGUCCAGAGCUGGAGAGCGGCGCAGGCCAUGCGCUUCGGUCAGCCGCUGGUGUACGAUAUGAGCUACGAGCAACACAUGAGCCGGCGGGAGAUGGAGAACACCGUCGCGCAGCUGAUGGAGAGCGAGGGCUGGAACCGGCGCGCCGCGGACCCCUUCCACCUGCACUUCUGCGGCCUGCAGCCAGACGGUGCAUAUCUGCGCGAGCUGCGCAGACGCUACGGAUCGCAUACAUGGGAUCGACUGCUGAUCACGGCCACCGAGCGAACACACCUGGAGAUGUUUCCUCAGCAGGAUCUGGUGUAUCUGACGGCCGAUUCCAAGCAAGUUCUGCAGGUGUUUGAUCACAGUAAGGUGUACAUCGUCGGUGCAAUGGUGGACCGCUCCAUUCACUCCGGCGUCUCUCUGGCCAACGCUAAACGCCUGCGACUGACCACGGCGCGCCUGCCGCUGGACGAGCAUCUGGACUGGGAGUGUGGAGCCAAGAACCUGACCCUGGACCAGAUGAUGCGCAUCCUGAUCACGCUGAAGCACUCGGGCAGCUGGAAGAAAGCGCUGGAGUUCGUGCCCAAGAGGAAACACGCCGGCUUCACGGGAGUCACCAAGAGUCGCUUCGUUCGGAACGAUUCAUCAGAGAUUCGCUUCCCCGCUGGAGCUCAGAGCGAGCUGAAGAACAGAAAAAACAAGCAGAAAGAGGAUCGGGGUUAAUACUGUAAAACUGCUUUCACCUUUAUUAAUACUUACUGUGAUUCUCAUCAAUAAAAAUUAUGAUUUCUGA